CAAACGAACAAAGUAUUUUUUCUGAUAAUCAUGGCUGGAGGAGGAAACACCGUCAAGGAGAUGACUAAAAGUUUCGGAAAAUUGGACAAGUUUCAAGGACAAGACUUCAGGCGUUGGCAGAAGAAGAUACAUUUCAUGUUGACAACGUUGAAGGUGGUGCAUGUCCUGUCUACACCGAUUCCAGAAAUUGGAGAGGAUGACACGGUUGAAAAUCUGAGACGCCGAUCAAAGUGGGAGAACGACGAUUACAUAUGCAGAGGGCACAUUCUUAACGGUAUGUCUGAUCCCUUAUUUGAUAUUUACCAAAAUGUGGAAUCUGCAAAGGAAUUGUGGGAUUGUCUCGAAGCCAAGUACAUGGCAGAGGACUCAUCCAGUAAAAAGUUCCUGAUGACCGAUUUCAACAAUUACAAAAUGGUUAUGUCGAGGUCUGUCAUGGAACAAUUCAAUGAACUCCUCUGA
This is a messenger RNA of Trifolium pratense (red clover), 459 nucleotides long. RefSeq lists its product as uncharacterized. The transcript has a single exon. Bases 31 to 459 code for a protein of 142 amino acids. The record is from RefSeq and is a predicted model, not a curated record. NCBI's taxonomy places the organism in Eukaryota, Viridiplantae, Streptophyta, Magnoliopsida, Fabales, Fabaceae.